Molecule: messenger RNA, 25003 nt
Organism: Pelobates cultripes (western spadefoot toad)
Lineage: Eukaryota; Metazoa; Chordata; Amphibia; Anura; Pelobatidae
Source: the annotation of a GenBank genome assembly
CAGAUACAAUUUUACAGACCUAACCUUCAGGAGUCUCUGAUAAGAUGAUCAAGUCUUGGAAACACAACAGAGCCAUGUCCAUAACAGACAGAAGAACUCAGAUGCUGAGCUCUGCAAAGCACCAUCAUCCACUGCCUUUGAUGUUUGCUAUCUGCUGCCUAAGUGCAUUGCAACUUUCAUCAGGUAAGGAACAUACACAUCUUAACACAGUCUGGGAAUGGGGGUAGCUAGGGCAGGCAACAAGUAAGUUGGGAAUGCAACACCAAAAGUUCUAUAAUCACACAUUGCUCAGUGUUUAGGAGUGUAUACUAUGCGGCUUUGAACUUACAUAAUGCUGUGGGUGUUAUUAACACAUGGCAAUUCUGGGGCAAAGUUCUACUAGAGAAGCACAUAGUAAGGACAUUCUAUUUGUUCCCAUGGUGCACUUUUAGAAUUUCUCCCACAAAUUGUAAAAUGUAAAAGUGUUUAUUGGAGAACUAGCCAUGGUGCUGAAAUCUGAAAGUAACGGAUGGUACUUACUACCAGAAUAUUUCUAACAUGCUUGGGGUUAAAUACUGCUCAUGUACAUUAACUUCAAUUCUUUGUGGAUUCAAGUAAAUAGUGUAACACGUUUUCUAGAGGAUUUUGAUAAAGAUUACAAAAAUCUCAGUGUGCAGUAAACAAUGCUAAACAAUGAUAAUGUAAAGUGGGCUGUAUGUAUAACAGUAAACCUCACUUGCUAUAUAAGUAUGAUUGCAUUGUAAGUUUAGCUAUUUAACCGAAUUUGUCUGCAAAACUCCUCCCCCAUACCACAAUCUAAUUUUCAAGUUAGGCACAGUGUACUGGAAAAUUAUAGCUUUUCAGUCUCUUUCUUUCCCAGUUAUUAAGGGGCAGCUUUUAGAAUUGUUUUAUACUAAUAGACCAUGUAUUUCAAGAUGAAACACUAUUUAGAGGAUUAUUUACGUACAUGCAUGAAUUAUAUAGUGCUAUAAUAUCUAGCAAAAAGUUAGUCAAUCACUUUAUAUUAUGACCUUUCAGCCAUGUAAUCUUUGAUUGGCAUUCUGAAUGUUAAGCAAUCGCCAUGGAAACCAAUGGAAUGUGCACGUUUAGAAUUUUGUCACAGAACUCAUCUUUGUACAAAUAUAGUUCAUUAAAAGUAGAAUGAUUGAAUUUUAAAUUGCAUUUGUUGCAAAUCUUCAUCCAUUGCAGCUUCUGCAGUGAACUCUUACAAAACAAGGAGUGAAUCACCAAUCGUAGUUAUGUAACUUUCUGUAGCGCUACUGAGCUGAUCCCAUAGGCAAUGCUUUGUGGGCACAUCAGUGGUUUUUGCGGUAGAAAUGUAAUGGGUGGACAAUGACUGUAAAAAAUCUAAAUCUCAACAUCAUAUAGUGCAAUAUUGUUAAGUUGCAAAUGGAAACACUACAGGUUGCUUGGAAGAGGCAGUGAUGAGAAAACUAUUAUUAUUUUCAUUAUUGUUAAUGGGCAAUUUAAAAAAGCACUGCAUAACAGGGCACGUGUAGAUACCUGGAGUGCCCCUUUAAUAGAUUUACAUAUUAUCAAAGUCUUCCUUCGCUAAUUCACAAGCUUACCAACACUCUAUAUAACAAUGAGAUAACUCUAGAUAACCAACACUCUAUAUAACAAUUAAAUAGAUUUCACAAUUUCCACAGAGUUUUAAAUAUUGCCAUGAAUUAGUUACUUAUUUAGGAUUGUAGAUUAAUGCAAUUUAUAAAUGAAUACACAAUUAAUUUUUAAUGCAAGAUUUCUAAUAAACCUAUUGUCUUUUAUUUUUCAUAAAAGGUUUCCCACAAGCACUGCCACACUACGUGGAAAGUCUGGAUAUUCCUGAAAGUGAGGUAAAUUUUUAUAUCAAUUAUAUUUGAUGUUUGAAAUUAACUAGUGCAUGAGGUCACAUGACAUUAAAUGUGUUACUAGCCAUUACAGUAGAAUUAAUGCAUUGAUUUACGACACCAUCUGAAAACAAUGUAAAUCAUCAAUAAUUAAUGGAUAAUAGGCUAAUAAACAUUGUAUUUUUAAUUAGUACUGAUUAAUGCUAACGUACUUAAAUGAUUCUGAGGCUGAUUUCGAUCUGAAGCUACAAUAAGUAAUCAAAAAGCAAUAAAGAUUGUGUCCCUUGCCAGUGUCAAACAUAGGCUAUUAGUAGUUUUUAAAAGGGAACUGUCAUUUUCCCUAGAUUCUAUUGUAUUUACUUAUAACUGUAAUUAACAAAUAUGUAUGAGGUGUGAAGAAAAAAAAUAUAAUGUGUAAAUCCACACCUCCUUAUCUUCCAACUGGUUGUCUCCAUCUUAGCUCUCUAUUAGUCAUUGUUAUAAGCUCUGUCCUUUACACAUGGCAGUCAGCAUAGAGAAAGCAUACAGAGACAAUGAGACACGAAACAUGAAGUGACAAGAAACCAUGUUUGUAUUUCUCUCUUUGUUUGUCAUUUUUGCCCUACCUUUGCCUUGUCUGAAAAAAAAAAUAGAUUAAUGCAAUCUGUAUGUGAUUUUUAAUGUUAUAUUUGGUUAUGUAAAUUCCAAAGAUGAGACAGUUCCCCUUUAAGAUGACUUAAAUCAUAAAUCUUGCUAUUAAAAGACGAAUACACCACAUUCUAUUAAACUAGCUGAGCAUAUAUUGUCAAAUAUUCUCUCUUGUAGACUUCUAGGUCAGCUACAGGUGUGUAUCCCUCCUUUGAUUUCCACUUAGUCACAUAAGGGGUUAAACACACCUACAUGUUUUUUUUUCCCCCCAAUGGAGAGUUAAUAAACAUAUUGACUGAAUGAACAGGGGAUAUUUCAGUGUUAAUACGAGUAUUGCAACUUUAAGGCUAUUAUUUAUUUAUUAUUUUAUUUCAUUUUUCACAAUUAAAUAAAUACAUAUAGUAUAGUAAUCAUUACGUAAUAUAUUACAUAUUGCUCUUUUAAUGUGCAGCCCAUACAGCUGCACCCAAGUGUGAUUUAUAAGAUAUUCUUGAUCUAUGCAGCAUGUGAUUUAAGAGUACAUAGAUAUUAAAGCUUCUUAGCAUGAUAAUUGACUUAGUUUAACAGACCUUUUCUUUGUUUUGUUUAAAGAGAUUAGCAUUCUGCUUCAGCCAGUGGAUAGCAUUGUCAGAUCAACCAGAGGUAAAACAAUUAAAUUAAAUUAAGCACCACUUCUGUAACUGUCAACAGCUAAUAUAUUGUUUUUGUUGGAUGUACACAAUUAAAGAAGGACAUUCUAUUUCAAGCUUUUCUAAAGGAUUUAUAGCAACAGCAAUAGACAUUAUAAUGAUCAAAAUUGAAUAUUGUAUUCUGUUAAUAUGAACAUGCACAUUUUGGGAAUGUAUUAUAUCCAAUAUAAAUAUAAUCAAAUAUUCCAGAUCAACUAACUUUAAAAAAAAUAAGUUUUUAUUAUUUGGUGCAAAUAAAAGAAAUGUGGUAAUUCACAAGACUAAGACAAAGUGUCAUGCACGGUUUAAGAUACAUACUAUUUUUCCUCCUGCAAAGCUCACAGCUGAUGACAUGAGCUGCCCAAAUAAAUGCAAACAUCUAGCAAAUCAGCAGAGGCACAUAUAUUAGAUGAGCCAGCUUCAGCUAUUACUCUUUCAGUUAGUUAGAGCUUUCGGUUUCUUUAUUAAAUCAGGAAAAAAUACCUCUCUGUUAACUCCCUGUGAAACUAAAUGUAAGUGAUCAGUUCACCCACUAUACUUUAGAUUGACACAGGAAAAAAUCCAUCCAGUAUGCUUUGUAUUGAAGCACAUGCAGAUCCUCCAAAAGUUUGUAAAGCGAAGCAGAGACAUCCUCCAGUAUGGUUUUGAGUGAAGCAGAAACUAACCAUGCAGUAUGCUAUAGCCUGAAGAACAUCAAAUCCUCCAGUAUGUUUUAGAUUGUAGCAGUAAUAAACCAUGCAGUAUGCUUCAGAUUGAAGGAGAAGCACCUCCGCCAAAAUGCUUCAGAUUGAAGGAGAAGCACCUCAUAUGGUAUGUUUCAGAUAGAAUGAGAAGCACCUCCUACAAUAUGUUUCAGAUUGAAGGAGAAGCACUUCCUACAGUAUGUUUCAGAUUGAUGGAGAAGCACCUCCUACAAUAUGUUUCAGAUUGAAGGAGAAGCACUUCCUACAGUAUGUUUCAGAUUGAAGGAGAAGCACCUCCUACAGUAUGUUUCAUAUUGAAGGAGAAGCACCUCCUACUGUAUGUUUCAGAUUGAAGGAGAAGCACCUCCUACAGUAUGUUUCAUAUUGAAGGAGAAGCACCUCCUACUGUAUGUUUCAUAUUGAAGGAGAAGCACCUCCUACAGUAUGUUUCAUAUUGAAGGAGAAGCACCUCCUACAGUAUGUUUUAGAUUGAAGGAGAAGCAAGUCCUACAGUAUGUUUCAGAUUGAAGGAGAAGCACCUCCUACAGUAUGUUUCAGAUUGAAGGAGAUUGAUCGUCCAGUAUAAAUUACACUAAAACAGACAGUUCAUGGCCAUUCAAAAGUGCUGCCAUCAAUUGGAAUUAGCAAAUCUAAACAUUUUGUAUAACUAACCACAUAGAAAUAUAUACAUAUCCUAUUUUCCGGCUAAGGUUUUCAUUUUUUUAUUGGCAGAUAAUCUCAAGCCAUUUAUCACGUUGUUUUUAGGCAUAAGAUCAGGAAUAUGUGUUAACAGCAUUUGCAAUAUGUUGCUUUGUCAACAGAAACGAAUGUUUACGCAUUGAAGAAUGUGUAUACUGUGUAUGUAUUCUCCUAGUUAAAUGAAUAUAAACUGUUAAAAGAUAUUUAAUAUGUAAUGGUUUCCUGUUGUGUUGUCAAAAAAAUAAUGACAAAUACACAUGGAGUUUAUUUUAAGGGGCAAUCACAGGUAAACUAAAUCCAUUAACGGUGGCAAAGUGUUCAUAUUGAAGAUAAACGUGUUCCCUUUUUAACUAUAGGAUUCUAAGAGGCAGUUAUAAAAUCCCAAGAGCAUUUCCAAACAGCUUCUAUUUCUCUACUACUGGCAGCCAUUGAUUUAAUUUGUACAGUGCAACAGCUCUAUAUUACAGCCUGAAGCUUUUGUUUCCAAUGUUACAUUAUAUUACACUUAUUUCACUGGCAAUAGUGCAGUUACACAUUCAAAGUAUAAUAAUAGUGAUAAUAAUAAACAUUAUAUAAAUGUAUUUAAUUAGGAAGAGUAGAUUUAGCUUUCAUUAAUUUCUAAAUCAGGGGCAUACCUGUCUGGGGCAGAGCUAAACUGCAGUGAAGAGAAGACUUUGGGGUUAAACCAUUUGUGAAUGAUUCAACCCUAGAGGUAAGUUGUCACUAAGUAAUUCCUGGCACCAGAACAACUUCAUUCUGAUGAAGUUGUUAUGGUGUCGGGAGGUUCUCUUUAGACAAUAAACUGCUGCCAUAACUAACAGCUGGUAGGUAUUUGUUUCCAAGAAAUACCAACAGUAGUAAGCUAUGCUUACACCAAUGACUUAAAAUACAUUUGUUAAUAAAUAAUCAUAACUAUAAAUAAUAUUAGAAAUAACUGGACUGACUUCUCUUAAGCUCUGAAACAAUAGACCUAAAUGAGCUGUUUUUAGGUGGAAACCAGCAAAACUUUCAGCUGAAAUUACCCACCUGACGAGAGAUAACAUCAUGGGCUGCAAGCACAAAAAGACAAAGGCUGGCAAAAGUCCUUUGGGACAGAACAUUGGCGAUCUGUUUUGCAGUUCACAGAAGGCCGCAUGGAACAAUAUGGCGUCCCUUGGUGAGGAAUCCUCAUAUUAUUCUGAGGAUUUUGCCUCUGAUCCGGGAGAAGGGGCCUCACUAAGCAAGAAGAUGGAACAUAGCCCUUCGACAGCAGGGCACCGAGAACCGGUCACCGCAACACAACUUAAGGCGAUGCUCGACGAGCUCUGCACAAAUAUAACUGGGGACAUGGCCGGUUUCCAGAAAGCCAUUGAAGGCGCUGCAACUCAGAUUACCCAACUAGAGGUUGCACACAGCACUCAUGACACUAGGAUCACUGCAGUUGAAAGAAAAAUAGAAGAACUGCAGCAGCGACAGCAGCAAGCUGAUUCUAAAAUAGAUGUCCUGGAAGAUCACAGAUGGAGGUACAAUCUGAAGAUUAGGGGAAUCCCAGAGUCAAAGCCUAUGGGGGCCUUACCUCACUUUACCCGGAGAUUUUUUGCCAAUCUUCUCCUGUCUAAGAAUGCCAGGACAGUCAAACAAAAAAACAUGUUCUGCCUACCAAAGCCAGUGGGCGCGCAGCCUUUCGCGGCUCCAGAUCUUAUCCUCAGGUUUCAAUCCUUGCAAGACAAAGCAAUGCCGCAUACGGCGGAAUAAGGAAAGAGACUUCUCCUGCAAAACCUAUGGGACAGAGGCAUUCCUUACCGAUGGGGAUCACCUCGAGCAAUCUCAUACACCAUCCAAGGUACAUCCCAUAGAGCUGGAACAUACCAGGCACUGGAGGAGAAAAUGUACAAGCUGGGCAUGCUGCAGGCGGCGGGGAACGGCAAGAUAGACCUGUCGCAACUAGACCUGGCAAAGAUCCCGGAGUUCUCACCUCAAGCAACACGACCCCCCCAAACCCACCAGUACUGUGACCUAAUUACCAGUGACCUGAUGGGAAAGCCAAACCCUAGCUACGGGGGUCUCUGCAUACCUAGAGACUUUCUCAUGCUUUCCACCGAUCAGCUUAAUACCUCUCAAUUCAUUAUGAUUGUUACUGUUUCCCUUCUCUUGUGUUUUACAUUUCACAUCUUUUCUGGUCUCACCAACUGCUGCUUAACCUCAUUAGAUCUACACACAGGGGACACUUCAUAGAAGUGACCUUAGCUCAGGCUCACAUUAUUCUCCUGCUCCUGCGGGCAAUUUGUUUAAUUGUCUCACAGCCAAGAUACAAUCACGUUCCUGGAUGCAUCUCGUAUUCCCCCUUCCCUCCUAUCCAGAAAAGCGUAAUAACAGCUGCUAAUCCCAAGAUUUAGGAGGAUCAUCUCCACAGGGCGGAUCACUCCCCAAGUCCCAUGGGGCACAUACCUUCUUGUUAAUAUACUGUUGAACUUCUCUUCUCACUAUAAAACUAAAAACUCACUCCAAAUCAUCCUCGGUCCAUGCACACACUCACCGCGCUCACUCGUUAUGAACACGUUUAUAUGACUAAUGUGAUGACAACAAAUUUCUAUUAUCUAAAUGUGUGCUGACUUGUUUAUAGUUUAUGAUGUACUCUCUGAUGUGGAGUGAGACAAAAUAAUGAAUUAAAAAAAAAUAAAGAAAUAAAAGUAACUGGACUUUGUCUCUUGAUACCUAGCUGAGGCGGUUUAUUUUUUACAAGCUAGUGGCAUCCAGUAAAAUUUGGCAAGUAGGAAAGAAUGAAUUUAAACAGUAGAACUUAGUAUAUCUUGUUAUGCUCUAUAGAAGUUGUUAAACUUCUCAUCCGGGAGAGGUCUUCUAGUAUGGAAGCAGUUGCUACUAGCUAAUGCCAAUGACACCCAGUUAUAAUAGUAUUCAUUUCAUCUGGAAAGGAUGAAAUGCAGAUAAACUGUAGAGUGUUAUUCUUAUAAUAUUUAUAGGAGCCAUCAUUAUUAUUUUUGUUAUAUUCUUUAUUUUUGAAGUGCAGAGUGGAAUAGAUGUUCCAGUAAUGACAUUUAGCAUGAGAGAGAAUAACAAGAUAUAGAUAUGAAUGGUCAUAACAUACUCCAUUUCUCUCUUCUUUUUUUUAAACAUGAAAAACAAUAAAAGAAAUACAGGCAAAUUAUCAAGCUGAAUAUACAUGUCUAGUCCUAGCUGUUAGUUCGAACUUACAGCUGAAUAAGGUUGCUAGACAUGAUAACUAAUAAUAUGAAAUAUUAAAUCAUACUUGGACAAAAUAUGCGUAUGCAAACGGAUUAUAAACUUGACAGGCUGAAUUAAAGAAUAUGUUACCACUGGGCUACAAAAAUGACCCCUACUGAGAAAGUGGAGAGACAAAAGAAAUACAUCACAGACAGCAAUGUCUACUCCAGAUGUUUUGGAAUACAUCUACCAUAAUGUUCUUACAGCCAUAAUGCUGGCAAGGCAUCAAGGGAGAUGUAGUCUGCAACAGAUGGAGUGCUGAAGGUUGCCUACCCCUGAUCUACACUAAUGUUUUUCAGAAGUGAUCAUCUAUGAACUAUAUAGAAAAUACUCUUACAAAACACUACAAUAAUGAAUUAUUCAUCUUUUUGUAAAGAGAUGUAAUACAUUAGUUCAGCCAGCAGACAAAGACAGUCUUUCUACUGAUCAAUGACUGCAUACACAAAACUUACAUUGUAUCUUUCUAAAGCAGCAUAAUUGGACCUCUAGCUCUUAACGAAUUUCAAUUCCAUUUCAUUGCCAAGUUAUAUGGACUAUGAUAAAUUGUACGCAAAUAUUUUUUAAAAAUGGAUGGAUCAUAUACUGAGAACUUAUGGAAUUGUUUAUUCUUAAUAGUCAUUGCAUAAUUAUAUAUUAAAAUCUUAUAAUUUGUUUGUUGAAAUCCAAUUAAAUCCAAUUUAAGGAUAAAUAUUGAAUGAAUGCUCAAAAUCACUAGGUGUGAGUCACUCCAAAUCACACAAAAAGCAUACAACAAAAUAAAACAAAUAAUAUGGUAAGAGCAAAAUACAUACACCAAGUGUAGAUAAUGAAAGAUAUAUGAAACAUGCAAUUUUACCAUAAAUCUGUGGACUUUCUAAACAUAUGUCCUAAAAAUAUAAAAUACAGAACAUAGCAUAGCCUGUAUGUAAUGAAUGAAUAAAGUAGAUAUAAAAUCUCCCACUCACGUGGUGCUGAGCCGUAAGAAGUGGCUCAGACUACAAGCGCCUUUUCAAUAAUCUGGAGACCACAAUGCUGGAACACAAAUCAGGAUGUUCACUGGAAAGUUUCCCCUUGUAUAGUUUGGAUUAACACCAGGUGGAAAAUAAAUACAGGAGCAAAAUCUUUAUUUGCAUAAAUAACAGCAUAAGACGGAAUCUCCCAAAUACAAUUGCAUAUAUCUACUUUUAUAUUUUAUACUGUCCACAUACAAACCAAUAUAAUUGGACAAUUAUCAACAACCACAUGGCAACCGAAUAUAAACCGAAUGAAUCCGGCAGGAUGCACAUUUGAAAAUGAUCAUUCACUUGCUUUUUGCACGUGAAUUGAUCAUUUGAAGAAAUAUUUUCAGCUCUAGCUGCCACCAAGCAAAUAGUUUAAUACCCUUAGCAGUGCGAUGGUUAAUUAUGUGGCGGAUGGCCUGCACUUAUUAGCCAGCCGCCAUUUAAAAAAAGUAAAACAAAUAAUGAAUACAUAAAAAUCCUAUGGGGGUCAAUAAGACAGCCAUAUUACCAGCCAUGUCGCAAGUGGGGGGCAUGUCUGUUUAAUUUUUAAAAUAGAAACUGGGCUGCCGCUGGGGAGGGGGAUGGGUGGAUAGCCAGAGGUCCUCAAACUCCUAGCCACCUAAAUUACCUUACCCUAAUAAUAGUGAGUGGGGGACCAAUUAAACUAAUAUCCACUGAAAAAAAAUAUAUAUAUAUAUAUACUUACCAUCUUUCUUCUAAUUAUUCUUCUCUAAAGUCCCAAAAAACACCAAAUUAAAAUCCAGAAUUUCCAACACAACAGUUUAAACUAAAAAAAGACCCAAUUGUAAUAAAAAAUGCUGGGGAAAAAAUGCAGCACAAGACAAAUUAAUUAAUCUUCACCUAUGGAGGGCUCACAACAGAUAGUGCUCUGGUAGAGGGAAAAGCCCCUAUUUAGGUUUUCCAACACUAUAUCAGCUAUUAAAAAGUGUGGGAAAAUUUUAGGCCAUUACAACUAGGCACCUUUUUGUGCCAUUUUUGGCUAAUUUGAGUCGUUUUCAUUAAAAUUAGUUGGAGGCAAAGCAAAAUCUUUUCCUGGAUAAAUCGAUUUGGACUAACUUACUUUUUUCACCAUGCACAAGUCUAAUAGAUAGUACUGUACACACAAUUUAUUGAUUUCAAAUCCUAAGGAAGGUAAUCUGAGUGGCAUUGAAGGAACACUCCUAGCCCCAUUACAUAUUACAAGCUGUAGUGGUUAUGGUGCCAGGAGUGCCCUCCCACCUCUUUCCAAUGCAGUAGUUAAACCAUUUUUUAUAUUAAUUAGGAAAGCCAGCAGUGCUCAGUGUGACCCAUCAGCUACCAGCUUGGUUUAGGUAGAUACCAGAACACUUAUUUUCUUAAAGUUUCACAUUAAUAUUUUCCAGAUUUCAAGUUUUAUUAUGGACCUUUGUAGUUCCAUCUAUAAUAGGAUGAAAGUUGAUGAGGUAAGGAUAAUGUUUUGAAUUAUUCACAUUUAGAAAUAACUAGUGUAUUUCUUCAAAUAACUAAUCUGUAAUGCUUUUAUGUGAUUAUUUCCAUUAGGAGAAUAACCAAGAAAUAUACAAAAGAGUAAGUAUGAAUAUAAUACAUUAACCGAUGCAUAUAAAUCUUAAGCGUAUAAUUAAUUGAUUAUUUUUUGCUAGUUUUUAUUUCACUACUCUAGAGCCAAGGACCCUGCUCUUAAAGCUGGGGUAAGUAAUACAUAUUAUUAACAUUAUUUGUGCACAACUUCUUGAAAGCAAAUGUUAAGGAACUCUUUCAUAUAGAAAACCUUUUUAAGAAUUCCUCUAUUUAUAUAAUUUUAUAUCUUAAACAGCUGCAUAAGGAUGUAGUGUGUGUUGCUAAAACUAAUGUUAACUCGUGUUACAAUGGUAACUGGUAAAGUUAAAUGUUUAGUAUGCUAUGUAAAACCCAUGGAAAUAUUUUUUUAUUUAAAAAAGAAAAAAUAUGUAUAAAUUAGAGUUCCGAGAUAGAAGGUUAUUGUGAGUAAUGCUAAAUAAAUUGCCUGUACAAAUUCAACCAGAAAAUGUUAUUAAAAAAUAAUAAUAGACUAGAAUAAAUUAAAUGCAAUAAUAUAACUUGCAAAAGUGAAAAAAAAAUACAAUGAAUCUUCAUGUAUCUACAUGAAACUUGCAAUUCAAAUCUUUAUUAGAUGUAAUUACAACAUGCAAUUUGCCAGUCAAUUCUUUAUUAGAUAUAAGCUUCCUAAAAAUUAAAUGUGGUAUGGAAACCUGCUUCAAAUAAGCAGGGACAUCAUUAAGUUAAUCUUAAACAUGUAUCCAUGUACAUGUGUAAAAUAUAGAACACUGAGAAAUUUCAAUUACCUAAGAGGAGCAAAUCAUCCAGUUAUAGUCAAUAUAACAUGAAAUAGAAGAAUACACCACAAUGAUUGAUGUAAAGUAUUUAUAAAGAGAACCUGAAAUAUUUACAUGUAAGACUUGUCCCACCAUAAUGUGGAGUCCAGAUCUGAAAUGCUGGCCAACUCCUACAGCAUUAGAGAUACAGAAUAAAGAAACUGCAUACACAAGGUACUCCUCCACUGUUUUACUUCUAACAGAGGCCUCAAAUUAAUAUUGUUAGACAAACUUUUUAAUUGUUGUAUUAUUUUUAGAUAAAAUUUUAAAAUAUUUUUUUUUCAAAAUAUUAAAAUACAAAAAAUAUCUAAAAAAAAAAUCUAAAUAUUACAGAAUUAAAAUAAUGUUUAUAAUAUUAUAUCAUUUUUAAAUAUUUAUCUAAAAACAUUAAAUGAUGAUCGCCAUGUUGACUGGUCGCAUUGCAGAGCAGCUCCUGAGCUUUCUGAUCUUUUAGCUGAAAUAACAGCAAAUACACUCACCCUGCACCAGUAGGUCGUGGUUGUUGGCAUACUGGUGUGCUGGUGCCUCCUCAGAUCCUGUUUCCUGUGAGUUUGUACCCUCCAUGGGAGAACUGCAGCUCCUGCGAUAUUGAGCUACCCAGGCAAUGUGGCAUGGACAGCUAUCUUAGUGCAACGCACCAGUUAUCCAACAAGGAAUAUUGUUAGCCGUCACCCUCCCUCCUCCCCAUUGGACUUGUGAGGGUCAUCCUGGUUUACCUGUGAGCCUUCCCAUCAGCUGCUAUCUCAAGCGUGCCUUCAAACAUCAAGAUGGGUUCCAUGCAUACAGGCAGGAUUAGAAGCUUCUCUUAGCACCUUUGACACUUUAGGUGACCAGUUUGGGGCUAAAUUAGGCCAAUGAUAUGGGAUUGAGAUGCCUCUAUGGCCUCCCAUGGAGUAUAGUUACUGAAGCUCGAGCACGGAUCCAACCAGUCCCACAGAAACAUCAAUCUGAACUCCACUAAUUGUAUAGCCUUUACUUAACCAGCCAAUAAAACAUCUCUGGGAAUUUUGUAAAUAAAUCAUUUAAAAAACACAGCAACAGAUGUGGGGAAUAGCCAGGUGUCUUUGACAAUUCCUGACAGAUUAUUAUCUACAGUUCCUCUGGCAUGGUGAAAUGGGUGCAGACAUACUCCAGACAGAAUGAAAUGAGCAUCGGUUGCCUGUAUGGCUAUAUGGAUCCAGAGGCACGAUGCUAGCUUUUUCCCUGACCGAGGAAUUGGUUGAACACCAUUAGUUGCUGGACUGCAUUUUAUCCACCUGUGAAGUUGACUAUUGUCUAUACCAGACUGGUUUCUGGGAAUUCUGAUUUAUGAUUGUUUAAAUGGUCUUUUUCAUGUCUUUUUGCCUUUUUUGUUUACUUUAUUCUAUUCUACUGUAGUGUGCUGCCUGUAUCAUACUGACUUACGAGCAGCUCCAGUGGUCCUAUAAUAGCCUGUUCCAUUUCUUACAAAUUGUGCUGUCUAUAAUCAAAAAAACUUUCACAUUGCAUAUAUAUUUGCUAUUUCUAUACAUUAUCUGCAUUGUUAUGCUUCUAUGUGUUCCUUGACUUGCAUUUGAAUCAUGCAUUGUAAAUCAUGAAUCAUGAAUUGCAUUAUAAAUCAUUUGAAUCAUGCAAAAUAAAAAAGAAAAUGCUUAUCCAACAAUGAUAAAUCUUCUCAGCCAUACAUUAUCAAACAUAUUUUCAGACUUGAUGACUAAAACUAAAUGUGAAAUAUACAGUAUACUUAUGUUACAAUGUGGGAAAAUGCUAUGAGCACAUAGAUAUACUAACUUUCAUAGGAACCGUGCCCAGGAUCUAUAUGUUGAGCUUUAAUAUUCCCAAUUUCGCAGAAUAAAGAUGCCUCAUCCACAAUUAUACUGUAAAAGAGAGAUGUAUGAUGCAGUAUAUGUAAGUAUUUAUUAAAACAACCAUAUAAAAACUAUACUCAAAUUACAAUCUAGCAUCAACAAGAGGAACUGAAUCAUUUUCCAGCUAUUAAACUGGUUGACACAUCACUGGAGGCAGAACCAAGACAGAUACCGAGAACCUCUAGUAACUGCAAAUAUUAUGGUGUUCCCCCAGAAACAUCAAUCUGAACUCCACUAAUUGUAUAGCCUAUACUUAACCAGUCAAUAAAACAUCUCUGGGAAUUUUGUAAAUAAAUCAUUUGAAAAGCAUAUUUGAAAGAAUAGAGGCUCAGAAUAGAAUAUAAGUUUCUUACCUUGAAAUUGUGUAUUGUGGAUCAAUUACAUAGUUUAUCCUUAAUAGCCAAUUUCAAGGUAAAAAAAAAAAAUAGUUUGCUGGUUGGUUGGUUAGGUCAGUUAACUUUCUAAUAAACAUCUGCUAAUGUACACUUGGUGGAAAAACACCUCCCAGUCCCUCCAUAAUGGCAUCUGUUUGCAAGACGAAAAUCUUCUCAGGGUUGGUCUUUCUAAAUCAGAAGCAUUGAUGAUCUUUUCUUUGAUUGGAGAGCUUCUUUACAGUUUCACUUUUCUCUCUGAAUAAAACCUUGGCUGCUCCAAGUUUCUAAUUUCAAAAGAUUACAAAUAAUUCUGGACAUGUAAACACUCUACAAGUUGGAAACAAUAGCCACCAAAUCCUCAAGGAGUAUAAUAAAUCUGCAUUCUUUACUUGAAGCCAGUAGCUACCAUCACCACCACCACUUAGCAGGAAUGGCUGCCACUCCACUUCAGCUGAUGGAAUAUAUAACACAUAAUUUACUGAACUUCAAUUUUCAAUUUGCCUAAAGACAACUUCAGUCCUUCAGUUUUUUUAUGAUUUAACAUGCAUCAGUCAUGUGUGUUUUUCAGGACUCCUUAAAAAGAUGAUCAAAUCAUCUAGAUUGACUAAACAUGCAUUCUGCAUUGUUGACCACCCGCUUCUCUGUCUCACCCUUCACAGCCUUUGCUUCUGUGGCACUGCUCUUUCCUGGUUCUCUUCCUGCUCCUUCAGUGAUUCCUUCUCUGGUUCUUUUUACCCUUCAGUAACUCUCUUGGUUGGAAUUUAUCAAAGCUCUGUACUGGGACUUCUUCUUUUCACUAUAGACACUGCCUCUGUUGGUAGCCUGAUAUCAACCUAUGGCUUUCAAUAUCAUCUGUAUGCUGAUCAUACCCAAAUCUACCUCUCCUCGCCUGAUCUUUCUCCCCGACUGCUGUAUUGUGUCACUGACUGCCUUUCAUCUCUUUCUGACUGGAUACAUUUGCAAUUCCUAAAACUCAACCUACCCAAGACCGAACUCCUUGUCCUUCCUCCUUCUAAAGCCACAUCUGUGCCUGUUUCCCUUAAGGUCAACAAAUGAUAAAUAUUUACCCUGCUAGUGAGUUGCCUUGGUGUGCUCUUUGUCUCUGACCUUUCCUUCACCAAUUAUACAAAAUCUAUCACCAAAUCCUGUCACUUUCACCUUAAAAAUAUUUCUCACAUACGCCGCUUUCUUACUUAAGAUGCAACUAAAAUGUUUGUCCAUGCUCUUGUUGUUUUCCACCUUGAUUAUUGUAACCCUCUACUUGUCGGACUGAAAACCACCCAGAGUGCCCUGUAAUGAAUGCCUCUGCCAGACUCAUCUACCUUGUAUUCAGGAAUUCUCACACCUCACCACACUAUUAUUCUUUACACUGGCUUCUUUUUCAUUAGGAAUACAUAACUACAACCCUUUUUAUAUCUCCAGCACAGCUACUUCACUGAGCUAACAACCGGUCACUGUACUGUUCUCGCACCCACACCACAGACUCUUGCCUGCAGAACUUAACUAAGGUUGCUCCAUCUUUUUUGGAAUGCCCUCCAGAAGUGUGGCAGAGCAACACAAGACACUGAGUUCUGGAAUAAGCAUUCUCUGUCAGGAUGUUUGUUUGGUGGACAUGGUGUCCCAAACUAAUCUUUGUUGUCUCUAUCACUUUUCAUAACUCCUGGCGUGGUGCCACGACUCAUACUCAGCAACAUAGAAAAAUUCUGGUGAUAUCUAGAAGGGGACAGCAUUUUGCCGUUGCAACUCGGGUGUAUUGCCUUAUGGUACCAAUUCACUAAGUUAGAGUGUCAAGAUGUUCCACCUAUAGAUGUCACCUGGAUCAAAGGGUCCCACCACAAUCCCUGAUAGUUUUGUGUGCAUUUAAUAAGCAGGUGGUGAAAGUCUGAAAAUAGUACUUGAGAUUGCAGCUUGCAAAACAAACAAAGCACAAGAGAAGGGAUCCUAUGUAUUGCAGGCAGACCAUGUAGUGCAGGCAGUAUGACGUAAUGAUGAAAUAUUUUUCUUAUAAAUAAACCUUCUGAAUUGUAUUUAGCCUGAAUGUUUGCACAGCAUAAACUAAUCUGCCCAUAAAGUGCUAUAUAAUUAUAUGUGAAUAUGUCAUAUUACAGGAAUCACAGAUAACCACUGAAGAGUUUACAAAAAAGGUAUGCUUAUUACAUAUAUAUCCUACUGAGCUUUAUAUUAAUUUUUGGAUGAAUAGUUCAUAAAGUGGAACUCUCACAUUUAUAGAUUGUUUAAAAAAUUCUGUUGUUUUUAUAUUUUAUUUUACAUUGUGAGCUUGACAGUCUAGGCACAGCAAGAUCAUGACAUAAAAAUCAAAAUUAGUCAACACAAUAUGUACGUUAACCUUUAAAUGGUAGCCAUUACUAAUCUUUGCUGAUUUUGAAAAUACUAUGAUAUAAAAAAACAAAAAUAUUUUAAAAUGUGACUUUCCACUUACAAAGUAUAUCUAAUACUAUAGAUUUCCUGGAAUAUCAGCUGAAGAUAUGCACAAUGAUCAUAUAUUGUCACGAUUCAUAAACAUUUGAAUGAAUGCAUUCUUUUCCUUUUCAGGAUAGCUCGGGAACUCUGGGAAGACCCUUCUUCCUUUUUAGGGUAUGUAAUGAAAACAAUCUGAUCUUCAUGUGAAAGUGUUUGUAGUAGAUAAGGGGACUUAAAAGUUCAUUAGGUAAAAAAUGUGUAGGUGGUUGUGAGUCCCAACAGCUUGUUUUCGUAAUGACCAUGAGUUUAUGUGUCAUGGACAUGCACUUGAAGGAAACGAGACUUGUGAUUGUGCAUUUAUUUUCAUAGCAAAAUAAUCAUCAUUACUGCCUCAUCAUUGCAUACGCAUAUACUUCAAUGAUAAGGUUUAUUAAAGGACAAUUGUCAUCAAUUUGUUUUAAUGACCUUUACUGAAACUAAAUUAUAUAUUUUUUUUUUUUUUUAUAAUUCUUUAUUUUUGCAGUGCUUAGGUUUAACACACACACUUGUAUUGCCACGACAGCAAGUACAAGUCGCUGAAACAAUACAUAUUGAACAGUAUCAUGGCAAUUAUUAACAGCACUUUUUUUUUUUGCAAAGCUUAGUAAACAGUAUGGUGAAGACAUAGUUAACUAGCAGAUAAUACAUUCUGCAAUGGCAUUCAGCGAGAUCAUUCGGCUGUAGUAUGAUAGAUAAGCCUAUGUUCAGUAUGUGAAAUAGAUAUAACACAGGAAAGCCCUUAAACAGCACUUUUUUUUCUUUUCUUUGUGUAAAGCUUAAUAAACAGUAUGGUGAAGACGUAGUUAACUAACCGUUAAUACACUCUAAAAUGGCAUUCUGCAAGAUCAUACAGCUGUUGUCUGACUGAUAAGCCCAUGUUUAGCAUUUGAAACAAAGAUAACACAGGAAGGUCCUAUGAAGCGUUAAUCUGAUAAGUGAAGAAUGGCGAUGCAAAGAAUCUAGACUUAUACCAGGGAGAGACAGUGUGAUUUAUGAGAAGAGCGACAGCAGGGCAUGGAAAAUAAAGGCAUAGGGCAUAUGCUGAGUAGAUGCUAGUUUACGCUGCACAUUCAGGAUUAAUUGUCUGCUGGAUCUCCGCUCUGUAUCCUGCCAUUGCUCGUGAGUUGUGCUUGCCUAACCCCUGCACCUCUCUGUGCGAGCUGUGUGUUGGGUGUCCAGCUGGGUGUGUAGCUGACAGAGAGCAAGCCAGGGGAGGACAGUCCCUAUUUGAUGCGAUGGAAACAUGCUUGUGUGAGUGUGUGCCAGCAGGCAACAGGUGGGACCUCUGUGUGGGGUCGUUCCUAAAUUGAACUGUGUGAUAAUCUGUGAGCAGGGUUGCUAUAUGCUGGGCUCCACUGUGUGCUCACCGUAGAAAUCACACCGUCUCUCAUGUUCCUCUGCAACGUGCUGCUGGGCAGGUUAUGUAGCAGGGCUUGCUGAGUCCUCCAAUCUUGUGGCUCACCCGCCUCCAACCCGAUGUUGUGAGCGGAGGCUUGAUGGGGGGGCUGGUCCGGUGUACUCCACACUGCCAGCCCUGGGCUCUGCUUGAGCGACCGCUUGUGCUCUCGGUUCCGGUUCCACUUCUGGCCGGUAACGGGCUGCCUGGCUGAUGGAGUGUGCUUGGGCUUAGGGCUGCGGUUCGAGGAAUGUCCUCUAGGGGCUCAAGGCCCAGGAAGGCUGCUGCGGAGACCGGAUCCAGGUUCCGGGUAUGUGAGCCGGGUAAGCCAGGAGUUUGCAGCAGUGUGUGGCAGGGCACUGUUGUUGCGUUCCCAUGUUGCGAGAUGACAGGGCUCAGUGUAUCUUGUUGCCCGCCAGCGGUUUGUUCACUUGCGUCUGGCUGGGGCUCUCAGGUUACCGUCCGCGCACAUGGCACCCGCCAUUUUAGGUGUGGCAGUCGGGCUCCCCGGCCUCAGUUGCAGUGUCGCGGUCAGGGCCACAGGGUGAGGACCGGGAUCACCCCCCCGGCCUAGAGGGGGGGGAACGGAGCCGGAUCCGUGCUGGUCUGUACCCGUGGCUGGGUUCCGUGGCGCAGGAUAGUGGGGCAGCGGCCGUCCGCCCCACUCACCGCAGGAGAAGGCCCCGGUUGGGGCAAUGUGUUUUUCUCCCCUAGGGGACUGAAGCUCGGUGAGCCAGCCUCUCCCCAGGUCCAGCAGUCUCACAGCUCUGGGUAUCUGCUCUGGCGGUCUGAUUUUAGGUGGUGAGGCAUGAUUUUAGAGAGUAAAUUUUGUUUAAUUGCAGGAGCUGCUCAGGCUUGCGACCGUCCAGCUCGGCGGUCCGGCCCCGCCCCCCAAAUUAUAUAUUUUUUAAAUGAUGUGUAUUGAUUUUUGAGAAAAUUCACUUUUUUUUAUUUGGCUAAGCAGCCAUGUUGGGUUAGACUCCACUGUUAACUGACCAAUUGCUGCUAAACCUAAUUUGCCUGCUGCUGCAAUUUUACACAGAGCAAUCACAGCAGCAGGCAUGCUAGGUUGAACAGCAGGUGGUCAGAUUACAGGGGAGUCAGACCCAACAUGGCUGCUCAGCCAGAUACAAUUAAUUGUUGUUUUGUUUUUGUUUUUGAAAUCAGUACACAUUAAAAAAAUAUCAUUAAAAUAGAGCAGACACAUUAUCUGAUAGACUUAAAAAACAAGAAUCCAAAUCAAAGAUAUCUAAAUUGAUAGUAAACAACAAAACUCUAUUAUCGCCUGACACUAUAGAUAAAGCUUUCAGUAACUAUUAUGAAGAUAUAUAUAUAAUCUAAGUAACUAUUCCCAAUAAUCAGAUAUAGAUAAAUAUCUCAAAAAAAAAUUUUUUUCACAAACAUAAAAAAACUAAAUUAAACUUACCUAUAUCUACUGAUGAAGUAGAUCAAAAUAUAUCUAAGUUACAAUCCCAAAAAACACCAGGGCCUGAUGGCCUAAGUAAUCUUUUUGAUACAUUUUUCAAAUCAAAUUUUGUAUCUCAAUUAACAGUUACAUUCAAUGGUAUAGUAGACCAAAAAUACUCUCCUACAGAACUAACAAAAGCUAAUAUAAUUCAAAUUUUGAAACCUAACAAAAUAUCUUCUCAAAUCCAAAACUAUAGGCCAAUGUCUCUCUUGAAUACUGAUAUUAAAUUAUUUGCAUCUAUUCUCGCUGAGAGAUUAAAACAAGUGUUAAAUGAUCUAAUACAUCCAGAUCAAAUAGGUUUUGUCUCUAAUAGAUUCUCAGGUUCGAAUGUUAGACGACUGAUUAACAUACUCGACCUAGGGGAGAGACAAGGCACUCCCCUCCUGACCCUCUUGAUUGAUGCUGAAAAAGCGUUUGACAGGGUCAGGUGGGGAAUUAUAAAGAAAUAUUUGCAAAGUUUUGGUAUUCAGGGCUGGAUGCUCCAAGCAAUUAUGUCUAUGUACCAUACUUCAUCAGCAAGAACAGUUAAUCAUGGUAUUCUUUCUGAAUGGUUCCCUAUAAAAAACGGUACCAGGCAGGGUUGCCCACUUCCACCCAUUUUAUACAUUUUAUCAAUACAACUGUUUGCAAUGAGAUUAGAAGUAAUUAAAAUAUAAAAAGGAGUUUGUAUUAAACAAAAACUAUUUAUAUCAGUCUAUAUGCAGACGAUGCCCUUAUAACAAUAACAAACCCACAGGAAUUAUUACCAAAUUUAUUGGAAGAAAUUCAACAAUUUAGUAAUGUUUCCAAUGAUAAAGUUAAUAUAGAAAAAUCUAUGAUUCUCCCCACAAAAAUAGAUCGAGAUAAACUAAAAGUUUUAAAAAGCUUAUAUCAUUUUAGUUGGGUUAAACAUAGUUUUGUAUAUUUGGGAGUUAAAAUAACAAAAAAUCUAGAUAGAUUAAUAGAUUAAAGUAAACUACAUGGAAACAUUAAAAUCAACAAAUCAUUCUAUUAAAAACUGGAUGAAGGUUGAAUUUUCAUGGUGGGGUCGGAUCUAUUUAAAAACAGUUAUAUUAUUCCUAAAUUGACAUAUUUGUUUCAGAUAAUACCCCUUUCAAUUUCUAAUCCUUGGCUUUUAAUGUUACAAUCUAGUAUAUCAAAUUUUCUAUGAAAAAGCAAAGCCCCCUAGGAUUAGCUAUAAGAUUUUAUCUAUGCCUAAGAAAAAAGGAGGUUUAAGAUUCCCAAAUAUAAAAAAAAUUGUAUUAAGCUAGUGUUAUGACCCACUUAUAUCGUCUACAAUCUCAUUCCCCAGAAUUUGAAGUAUGGCAAGACAUUGAAAGGUCUAUGACAGUAUUUUAUGAUUCAUCUUUAAUUAAAUGGAACGUUAAUGAAAAACAAUUAACUAGCUCUCUAAAACAGCAAAGCACAGUUUUAACUCAAUUAAUACAAGCUUGGGUAACCAUAAAAAAACCUAAUUCAAAUCAAGUCAAAACUACUACCAAUAAAUAAAACCGGAAUUUUGGAGGUAACUACAGAAGAUUUGAACUUUGGAAAUAAAAUAAUAUUUUCAAUAUAUUUCAUUUGAUAAUUAAUGCAUCCCUAAAAUCAUUUGAAGAUUUGAUGGAGGAAUUUAAUCUUCCUAUCUCUCAAAUCUUCAAUUACCUUAGAGUAAAAAUAUUUUAAAUAAAUAUCUUAUUUACCAUGAUUUCGUUAUAACUUCAAAUAUUUCUAAAAUAUUUAAUCACUCAAAAAUUUGAAACAUUUUGUCAAAAUCUAGACAUUUGAUUACAAAUCUUAACAGUAUACAAAAAAAGACCUGUUAUAUCCAAAUAAGAAAAAUAUUUGAAAUUAAAUAUUGAACAAGAGGAAUGGAAUAAAACAUUAACUAGCUUUACACCAUUUGUUCAUUGUUUAAAUCUUUUGGAGAUGCAAAAUUAUUAACAGAUGGUAUUGGGUCCCCACAAAAUCUGUAAAAAAAUUCCCCAUCUGAGUCUGACUUAUGUUGGAGAUGCAACAUACAAAAAGGCACCUACUUACACAAUUGGUGUGAAUGUGAUAGGCUUAAAUAUAUUUGGAAUAAAUCAUCCCACUGGUUCACCAAAAUAUCCAACCUUAAAAUAAACUGGUCUCCAACUUAAGUUUUACUACAUCUUAAUUGGCCAAUUAUGCCCCUGAAAGAUAAAAUGCUGUUUACACACAUACUACUAGCAAUUAAAUUAAUCAUAGCACAAAAUUGGAAAUCCACUAUUAGUCCACUGUGGGACAAAGCAUAUAAUCAACUAAUGGGUCAGAUUCAGAUGGAGAAAGGGGUUAGUAUUAACCUCUUUAAUUACGGUAAAAUUUUUUUUAUAUAUGUGUACAAUGGUUAACAAGAAUAAAAAAACAUUCACAACUUGAUUAUCCUAAGUAAAAACGUUCACUCUGAUAAUGAUCUUACUGAAUAUUUGGACCUCAUAUUACUCGACAGUAAUAACAUUUCUUCUUUGUUUGUUAUGUUUUCUUUUGUUUAUCUAUGUUUGCUAUGAAAUGGGUAUGUACUUUAAAAAAACAAACAAAUAAAAAAAGAAUAUGAAACAAAAAUAAAUAUCAUUAAGUUCAUGAAAUGUAACAAACAAAAUAGAAGUAAAAAUGUUAAUUAUGUUUGAAGAAAUACUCCAAGCAGGAGCACCCAGGCACCAACCCAGUGUGCUUGUCAAACAGUUUUGGAAUGUUUUUUACAACUUACCGCAAUGCAUCAAGCCUGCUCCUGUAGGAGAAGCUAUAUGUUUUCAUACAGCUAAGCAUGGACAGUACAGGACUGUAGUCAUUUGCGGAGGUUGCUCAGCUGAUGCUCUUGGCUUAUGAGUAUGGUCCUGCAUGGACCUAACAGAUUCUAUUAAUGGAAAAUCCUGGAACCACCAGAGCCCUGCUCAAUUUUGUAUAUAAUAGGUUUACUCAAACCAAAAACAGUGUUUUAUUAAAACACAGUUUUUGGUUAGAAUAACCCUUUCUGGCACAGUCCUUCCCGGUAAAAAAUAAAGUUGGGAAAUGAUGCUGCUAGAGAUUGAAUUGGAUCUCUGGCAGCAAAGGUCUCUAUCUAUGUACGUAUCUUGAAAUGUUGUUCAUACAGACUCCUAGCACCUUGGCUACUUUUGACCACAAAACAGUCAGGGUGCUUGGACUAACCCUUUAAAUUAUGUCAUACUCUAUUUUUCAUAUGUAUUUUUAUCCAUGAAACUAAAAUGUAGCUAAACUAAUCGAGAGCGCUGCUAGCUGGAUAAUUCUAAUACUACAAACUGCAAAUGAAACACAAUACAUUUUGAUAUAGUAAUAAUAAUUGGACCACCAGAAAAAAUAAUAAUUCUCAUUUUCAACCAAAUAAUACAUAUUGAGGUAGCAACCUAAACAUGGGUCACUGAGGAUAAUUGAUCACUAUGGAGCUGAACCCAAACUUGUUUCAUUUUCUUUUUGAUCAGGCAACACUAUUGUGGCUACUAGAAUAGUAUAAUCGAUAGGGAGUCAAUAGUUAUAUGAAAUAUUUCUGCAUUUAGGGUUAGGUAAAUCCACUGAUAUCAUGACACUAUGAAAUGUCAUAUAUCGUGAAAGGAGUUCAAACGAUCGACAAAAGUGACCAUCCUACACCGGUAAUAUGGCAUUAGAUUAUUUUUUUAAAAGUCAUCUAAAAGUGGUAAUACAAUGGAAUUAAUUAAAUAUUAGAAAACACGGAAUAUGAAUUAUGGGUUGUAGCAGAAUCUACUAAUUGCAUUUAUAUCUAUAUUCCCCAACAGCCUAGAAAUGGAAGAAAGGUUUCUAUAAAUGAACACUAAUAAAUGGAAAAAGGUAAUUUUUGAGAUAUGUAUAAUUUAGAUUAUCACUUAUUUAUUGGCUUGAACUGUACAGUUUAUUACAUAGAUGCUUUUGGCUCUCAGGCUAAUUCUUCUUUAAGGUCCCUGGUAUCAGGGGAUAAUGCAGUCAGAAAGCAAGUCCUAGAACUGCUACUGGAGCAGGGCCAGACUGGCCAUCAGGCAAACCAGGCAAAUGCCUGGUGAGCCGCAAUGGCCAUGGGCUGAGGCUUACAGGGAGAUUAAAGGAUCUCCCUGGCUGGCCCCUUUAGGGAUGGUGAUGCUUGGCCUCUGGCCCAUAGAGGGAGCUCUGUGCGAUGGGGAGAUCAAAGAUCUCUCUCACCACCCUGCACACUGAUGCACAGCGCAGGCCCUGUGCACAUGGUCUACACCUGUCAAUGGGUGUAGACCAGAUGCUUCUUUCACUGGACCACCAGGGAAAAUAAUUCCUCCCCAGCUUUCCUGCCAAGGAUCAAGGUAAGGAAGAGGGAUGGGGAGUAUGUAUGUUUUUUUUUUUUUUCCAUGUUCCCCUUCCUUUACUCAGCAGUCUCUGCCCCUCCCUCUUUUACACCCUGCAGCUCCUGCUGCCCUCUCACCCAGAAGCCCCAUGUCCCCUCUCACACCCUGCAGCCCCUGUCUUCCUCUCUCACCCUGCAGCCCCUGUCCCCCUCUCACCCGGCAGCCCCUGCCCCCUAUUACCCUACAGCCCCUGCCCCCCUUUUACCCUGCAGCCCCUGCCCCUCUCAUACACUGCAGCCCCUGUCCCACUCACACCCCGCACUACCUGUCUUCCCCUCUCACCAAGCAUCCCCUGUCUACCCCACUCACCCAGCAGCGCCUGUCCCCCCACCCAGCACCCCUGUCUUCCCCUCUCAGCUUGCAGCCCCAUGUCCACUUUCAUAUCCAGCAUGCCCUGUCUCUCCCUCUAAUAACCUGCAUCCCCUGUCUUCCCCUCUCAUACCCUGCAUCCUCUAUUUCCCCCUCUAACUCAGAGGCUUCUGUCCCACCACCUAGCACUUCCACCAGGACCCCCCCUCACCCUCUCACCCAGUAGGCACUGCCCCCCCUCACCAUGCAGCCACUACCCCCCUCUCACCUUGCAGCCCCAUGUCCCCAUAAACUACAGCCACUGUGUCCCCCUCUCACUCAGCAGCUCCAUGUCCCCUCUCACACCCUGCCCUUCCUCUCACCCAGCAGCCUGUCUCAUACCCUGUAACCCGUCUCCACCUCUCACUCAGCAGCCCGUGCCCCCCCACCCACAGUCCCCACCUCUCACCCAGCAGCCCAAUGUCCCCCCUCUCACCCAGCAGCCCCUGCCCCCUCUCACACAGCAGCCCCAUGUCCUCUCUCACACCCUGCAGCCCCUUUCUCCCUCACACCCAGAAGCCCCACCACCCUACAGCCCCAUGUCUUCUUCCCACACCCUGCAGCCCCAUGUCCCUUCUCAACACCCUGUAGCCCCAUGUCCCUUCUCAACACCCUGCAGCACCAUGUCCGUUCUCACACCCUGCAGCCCCAUAUCCCCUUCUUACACCAUGCAGCCCCAUGUCCUCUUCUCACACCAUGCAACCCCAUGUCCCCUCUCACGCCAUGCAGCCCCAUGUCCCCUUCCCACACCCUGCAGCCCCAUGUCCCUUCUCAACACCCUGCAGCCCCAUGUCCCUUCUCAACACCCUGCAGCACCAUGUCCUUUCUCACACCCUGCAGCCCCAUAUCCCCUUCUUACACCAUGCAGCCCCAUGUCCUCUUCUCACACCAUGCAACCCCAUGUCCCCUCUAACGCCAUGCAGCCCCAUGUCCCCUUCUCACACCAUGCAGCCCCAUGUCCUCUUCUCACACCAUGCAACCCCAUGUCCCCUCUCACGCCAUGCAGCCCCAUGUCCCCUUCUCACACCGUGCAGCCCCAUGUCCUCUUCUCACACCAUGCAACCCCAUGUCCCCUCUCACGCCAUGCAGCCCCAUGUCCCCUUCUCAAACUCUGCAGCCCCAUUUCCCCCUUCCACACUCUAGAUCAAUAUAAUACAGAAAAUAUAAAAUUAUAUGGGAAAUCAUACAAGCAACCAAAUAAAACAAUAAAAUAUAACUCUGCAAAGGAUUGGAAGUUUUAUUUGCUACAAGAAACAUACAGUCAAUAGAUGGCACUGUCACACAUAAUUUUAAUCUGGAUGGUUGUGGUUCCAUUACAGUGUUCAGCCAACAGAAGGCGCUGUGCAAUACAGUGUCCCUGUGGAUGGAUGCAGUUCCAUCACUCUUACCAGGAUUACUUCCUUAGAACAUUUUAGUCUAACAUUUUUUAUAUUUUUGACUACAAUAAUUGUUUUAUUAAUUCUAUUGGAGUGAGCAUGAGACUAACACAAGCUGCUGAAAAGUGUACUAAAUUGAUUUAUAAUAAGAUCACUUUUGAAGUAACUAAAGAUAUUUUUCCUUUUCUUUUUACAGAAUCCCAAAUUAAGAUGUGCUGCAUGGAUUAAAUGAAAAGUUGUUGCCCCUCGGUUUAACAAUGAAAGCAGUUUUCUCUAUUUGCACAACUUCAACCAAACCACUGCUCAUUUUGACAAAAAAAAUCUAGUUGUGGCAAUUUUAAAUAUUUUGUCUUUAC